AUGGAUUAUAAAGUCCCCGCACAUAUAGAAAUCGAUACUUAUUUUUCUACCAUUCCGGUAUCCAAAUGGCAUCGUCUCAAUGAUUAUAUGAAUUCCAAAUUAGGGACCAGCCCACUUUCGACAGCGCCAGAUUUAUAUAGGUCCUUUCAUAGAUCAUUGGCUAUAGUUGAGAAAAAUGAGGCUGGUAGUUAUCCUAAGUACAUUGUGGAUUAUGCAAAAAAGCUAAAGACAGCUGUCAAGCUUGCCGAGAAGAUUAUUGAUCGCAUUGAUCGACGGGAAUUAAUGAAAGAAAAUAAUAUUGAUAUUUGUGAAAAACAGACCAUGCGGGAUCAAGCAUCUAAGUCAAAAGCAUUGGACGAUAUAACAAAUGCAAUUACUGGAAAGCGUAAAAGAGAUAGUAAUGACGAUUGUGAGAAUGAGCUUAAUGAAGAAAUGGUCCAAGAAAAUUAUGCUACUUCUGCAAGAGAACCUAAUAAUGACUUUGCAAUUUCCUCAUUCGGUAUUGAAUGGAUAAAUGAAAGGCAUAAUUUUUCUGAAGAUUUUCGGCAAUUUCAGAAGUCUAUCAUUGAGAAACUAAAAGUCAAUCCGGUUUUAAGCUAUGUAACCGAUUGUGAAUCCAUAAUCGCCUUAUCAAGCAUAAUGAUAUUAAAAAAGAACAAAAAACCAGCUUAUGUUUCAUGUACCGAUAACGAGUGGCGGAUGACGUUUCCACGCAUUACUUAUAAAUUCAAGAUGCCAGCUCUUGUUCAAUCCACUGUAUGUUCGUAUUCAACGCAUAUAAUAAGAGGUGAAUUGGCCGAAUUUGAAGAGCUGUGGCGAUUGAACUGGAGCAAAGUAUCUUUAUUGGAUGGUCAAGAAAAUAAGAGGAUAUUCGAUUCAGUGCAGAUCAUAACACGUAAUUUCUUUUACAAUUUACCAUAUGGCAAAAAUAAGAAUCAAUCAGAUGAAGACACCUACGCCCACAGAACUUGCCACGUAAUUUUGGAAGAGAUUUUCCGUGUCGGAACUAUGCAACUUGUAUGGGCGAACGGAGAAAGUAGUUCAUCUAAAAAUCAAUGUUCAGGGGAUUCCGAUACCAAUGGGUUAAAGCCCGAUUUCCGCUUAAUUUGUAAAGAUGAGAAUGAGAGUGAAAUAUUAUUUGGAGAGAUUAAGCCACCGAAAGUAAGAAAUCACAAGUCCAUUGCAAAUCAUGCACUUGCAAAAUUGGCUACCCUCAUGAAGAGUGCAUUAGACAUGGGGAUUCAUGAUGAAACGUAUGGUGUACUAAUUAACGAAUAUGAUGGCUUAUACCAGCUUGUCUUUCUAGUAGAAAUGACUUUUCCCGCUGAGGCGGCGGAAUUUCUUGUAAUCAUCUCUGUUAUAGAAAGAUGUUACGAAUUAAGAGAGCUUGUUCUCGAAACUGAUAGAAAGGGUAACUCCCACCUGAAUGAAAAUUAUCAGCGUGGUUCAAACUAUAGUCCUACGAAGACAAAAGUUCCCGUUAUCAAUAUUCAAACAUCUGAACUGAAGAAAGCAAGUUUACCAACUUCGGUUGCGUAUGGUGGGGGAAAUUGGAGCAGUGGGGUAGUAGGGGGCAGUGGAGGCAGUAGGAUAAGUGGGAGGCAGUGGUGUGGUGAAGAUCAGUUGAAAAUUGUGAAAUUAGCAAUUAAUGACUAUAGCG
Molecule: messenger RNA, 1660 nt
Organism: Funneliformis caledonium
Lineage: Eukaryota; Fungi; Glomeromycota; Glomeromycetes; Glomerales; Glomeraceae
Source: the annotation of a GenBank genome assembly